AUGGAGAGCCGGGCCCACGUAUCCGAGUCUGAGAUUGCUACUCUUAAGAAGGAGGUCGCUUCUCAUAAGGAGGAGAUCGCUUCUCAUAAGCAGGAGAUCACUUCUCAUAAGCAGGAGAUCGCUUCUCAUAAGGGGGAGAUCGCUUCUCAUAAGGAGGAGAUCGCUUCUCUUAAGGAAGGGCCCACUCAGAUGAACGACUGUCUGCUCUCAUUAACCCUUGUUGUUCAGGAGUAGAGACAUGUUCGUGAAAGGUUUAUCAGUACCUAUAAGCGAAAGAUCGGCGAGGCCACCCCGAGGGACUUGGAGGCUAUUCGCCAUGGUAACAAUACAGCGCAUGGAGGCGACGCAGCUGCGGAUGCCCAGCUCUAUGAGGGGGUAGGUGGCAGAACCCAUGGUUUGAUCUUCGUCGAACUUUACAGAAUGACUCCUUCAGAUGUACAGAAGAUCAGUGAGUGAGCUCCGCUAUUCCAUAUCUUAACUUAAGCAUCAUGACUGACUUCUGUAGGACACAGGGAAACACUCGAGAUCCUGAAUAUUCACGCCAGCGUGGUAGCUGAUACAGCUGUGACUGGUACUAGUGAAUUCUACGCUAACUUUCAAGCGUUCAUCAAGGAAUUUACAAAAUCUGGGUGUAAUGAGAAAUACUUAGAGGAAAUGCCGAGGACAAAUGUACAUGCCGCGUACUGGAAAGUACGAAACUGUCGACGAUAUGGGUAG
Tuber aestivum (summer truffle) is the source of this 717-nucleotide messenger RNA. NCBI's taxonomy places the organism in Eukaryota, Fungi, Ascomycota, Pezizomycetes, Pezizales, Tuberaceae. The record is from the annotation of a GenBank genome assembly.